CCGCCAUUUGGACGGUGGAAGAAAAUAUGGGGAAUGUAGAAUGAAAGGGUCGUCAAUUGGGAGUGACAGGAAGGGAUAGGAUGGUCGAGACAAGGGAUGGGAGAGAUGAUAAUCCAGAUGGAAAUGAAGUUGGUCCGAUCUGCGGUAUCCUUGGGGAGCUUCGAGUAUACGGGGUGGGUAGCGGGCACGUGAUGAGGCUAUUGAUCAAAAUCUCAUCCGCAUUUUUUUUCCUUUUUCUUUCCUAUUUCUCUUCCUUCCAUUCCUCACAAUUGGAAAAUAUCUUACUCGAUGUCUUAUUAUUCAACCAACUAACUACAGGGUAAGUCGAUUAUGCUAUGAUGCUCUUUCCUACAUGAUGAUUUUCUUUUUAAGAAUUCUGCAAUGCUGACAGUCUCCUUUAUUGUGAGACUGCAUGUGGA
Messenger RNA from Aspergillus campestris IBT 28561, 419 nucleotides. RefSeq lists its product as uncharacterized. The coding region runs from base 81 to 323 and encodes 80 amino acids. Lineage: Eukaryota; Fungi; Ascomycota; Eurotiomycetes; Eurotiales; Aspergillaceae. The transcript has a single exon. The record is from RefSeq and is a predicted model, not a curated record.